Iphiclides podalirius (scarce swallowtail) is the source of this 972-nucleotide messenger RNA. NCBI's taxonomy places the organism in Eukaryota, Metazoa, Arthropoda, Insecta, Lepidoptera, Papilionidae. The record is from the annotation of a GenBank genome assembly.
AUGUGUUCCUUAAAGAUUUUCCUGACGUUGAUUGGACUCGGAUACAUCCAAAUUACGGAGGCGGCGUAUUUGAAAUGUUUUAAAAGAACGAUGGGGAACGUUCAAACGACGCCGCUUGAGAUGCCUUUGCCUCUGAUGGUUAACGCGUCGUGUAUCGACCCAGCUCUCGACACGGUCGUGUAUAUUAAUGGCUUCAACGGUAACGUGAACACGCCUGACGCCAUCGGCAUUAUCACCGCUUACUUGUCCUUGAACACUUGUAACGUGCUCUACUUGGAUUGGGCGGAAGAGGCUAGUGACGGAAACCUGGGCAUGGUUCUCGGCUACUUGCGCGCCGUGCCUAACGUAAAGAAGGUGGGCAACCAGCUUGGCGCUUCCUUGCUUAUUCUGGCUGACGCUGGUCUUGACUUGGACAAACUGCACCUGGUGGGUCUCUCCCUAGGUGCACAAGUUAGUGGUGUAGCGGGUGAAAUCGCCUCUCGUGACGGGAAGCCGAAAAUUGGACGUAUUACAGGUCUCGACCCUGCAGGCCCCCUCUUUAGAGGAAGCAUUUUAUUUAAGAAUAAAUUGACCACGGAUUCCGGCAAAUUCGUUGACGUGUUACACACCGAUCCAGGCGGUUAUGGCAUCCAUAAACCCAUUGGUACAGUUGACGUCUGGAUAAACUAUCACACCCUUAAAGUCGUACAACCCGGUUGUCCUGCCAUAAGUUUUUCGCAAAUAUUCUGUAGCCAUGAACGUUCCGCGGCAAUUUUCCAAGAGUCUAUUUUGAAUAGGGCAUCUUUCCUGGGUUCCGGCCAAGCAAACUAUUUCGCCUGGAUACAAAACAAAGGCACCACCGCUCAAGUGGAAAUAAUAGGAGAAUAUAUUUCGCUUAGCGCACGGGGUAACUACUACCUCGUAACCAAUGCUCAUUCUCCAUACGGCAAAGGCAGAGAUGGUUUAGCGCCCAAUUUGAAGGGUUUUCUUGGC